UGUGCCUUCCUGUCUUCUUCAGUGAGAAGCUUUAUGUAGGUCAGGCUUGGCUUAAGCAGAUUUCCUGAACCUGCGUCAGCUUAAGCUGGAGGAAUUUUAAUAAACCCUCCCCUGUAGGCGUGGGCCUAAAUGAGGCCAGCCUAGUUAAGCCUGAUCUUUUUCUGUUUGUGAAAAGAGCUGAGCAGAGCUGAAGGCUGCAUGGUGGUUUCAGAAACUGCCUACUUAAUUUGAAAAUAACAAUGGUAGGAAAAGCUAGAUCUUCCAAUUUUACCUUAUCUGAAAAGCUUGAUCUGCUAAAGCUUGUGAAGCCCUAUGUUAAAAUUCUCGAAGAACACACUAACAAACAUUCAGUGAUAGUGGAAAAGAAUAGAUGUUGGGAUAUCAUAGCAGUUAACUAUAAUGCAAUUGGAGUAGACCGCCCUCCUCGAACAGCGCAGGGCCUGCGCACUCUUUACAAAAGGCUCAAAGAAUAUGCCAAACAGGAGCUAUUGCUGCAAAAAGAGACCCAAUCAGAUUUUAAAAGCAAUAUUUCUGAGCCAACCAAGAAAGUUAUGGAGUUGAUUCCCCAGAUUUCCAGUUUUUGCCUGGUAAGAGACAGGAACCACAUACAAAGUAGUGCAAACGUGGAUGAGGAAACACAGGCUGGUGCCAGUUCCCUACAGGUAAUGUUGGAUCACCAUCCAGUUGCUAUUACAGAGGAGGUGAAGCAAGAAGAAGACAUUAAACCCCCUCCGUUGGUUUUAAAUUCUCAACAGAGUGAUACAUUAGAGCAAAGAGAAGAACAUGAAUUAAUACAUGUUAUGGAAAGAUCUUUGUCACCGUCACUUUCCUCUGUUGAUAUGAGAAUGACAUCGUCUCCAUCUUCUAUCCCAAGGAGAGAUGAUUUUUUUCGGCAUGACAGUGGAGAACAUUUUAGGUCACAAUUAGGGUAUGAUCCUCAGAUUCUGCAAAUGCUGAAAGAGGAGCAUGAAAUAAUUUUAGAAAAUCAAAAAAAUUUUGGAUUAUAUGUUCAGGAGAAGAGGGAUGGAUUGAAAAGAAGGCAGCAGCUAGAGGAAGAGCUGCUAAGAGCAAAAAUUGAAGUGGAGAAGCUAAAAGCAAUUCGCUUACAGCAUGAUCUACCUGAAUAUAAUAGCCUCUAAGAUUUUUUUUCUUUCUCAGUCUUACAUUUUGAUAAUUUUAAUUUUGGCCAAGUUACUUUCAUUUGGGAAUAUCCUGAAGUGAGUACAUAUUCUUUAAAAAUUGUUUUUAGUCUAUUAUGAAAAGGGUUUUUUGACAUGAUUUUCUAAUUAUUUUCUUUUGAGAUUCUUUUCCUGCCAAAGUUGUGUCAGAGGAGACCUGGUGAAAUAGAAUAGUGAGAUAAGAUCCAGAGUCUCCUAACACAAAUGCUGAAACACUGAUUGGCAUGGUUAUAAAUCUUUUUUCUUCCUCCAGUUUUUUUUUUCUCUAAGUUUAAUUGUUGGCCUUACAAAAGAUAUUUUAUUUUGAUCAUUAACAUAUAGCAUACAUAUAAAUACAUAAAUAUUCUUUCACCGUUCUGAAUCUUCAACUUUUUUUUUUGAUGGAAGUACUGGGUAUUGAACCCAGGACCUCUGCGUGCUAAGUAUUCACUCUCUCACUGAGCCCCUGAAUCUUCAACAUUUUACGAUAGUGCUUUGAAAGCUGUAGUUCAGGGUUUUUAAGUCAGUCUAGUUUAGAAGCAAUACUAAACUGCAAGAAGCUUGUCUAUAUGACAUUGAUUUUUAUGCUUUCAUUCUUUGAAAGUGUAAGUCCUUGGGCUUUAGAAAAGGAAGUUAAUGGGAGAAUGCUUUUUCUCACCUCAAUUUCAAGGUAAUGAAACUGAGGUCCAGGGAGAACUCAAUGAUUAACUUGAUGUAAAAAGCUCUUUAUGGCAGAGCAAGGACCAGCACUCAGUUUUUGCUUCUCUGUAAUUUUUCCCCUCUGCUAUUCUAUAGAAGUAAAAAUCCACUAAAAUAUCCUACACAAUAAAAAAAUAAAAACAUAUCUGUCCUUAAAAUUGCUUUUAAAGAUUGAUGGGUUGUGGAAUCAGGGGAAUUGUGUCAGUUACUCCCAUCCUCCUUUUUUUUUUGUCCAGCAAAAUAAGAUGCUCUGUUGGAGCUGUUAUAUAUUUUGACUAUAGGAUUUAAAAUGUCUUAAUUCAUUUUGAAUGUCUUAUUCUUAAAAAGAUUUCUCACAGUAAAAUCACAAUAAAAGCUCUAAUGAACAAUAUUAACAUUUUACUUAGCAUAAAAUAGCAACAAAUUAUAAUUUGUAGUGUCAGUAGUCUUUUAAUUUUUUUGUAAAUAUUGCUAUUUCAAUAUUUGUGGAAAUAAAACUUUGAUUCUUAAAGCAUACAUAUUACAUUUAUGUUAAAUCUCUAAUAGGUGUGUUACUUAAGCUUAGAUUUCUAUUUUUGCUGGGGCUUUGUUGAGGAAGGAUAUUUAAGCCAAAUUUUAGAAUGGGGUGCGUAGGAUUUCAGCAGUAUAGAAAAGGUGUUUAUGUCAGAGUGAGCAGCAUGAAAAAAGGCAUAGAGAAAGGGGAAAAGUGGGUCAAAGUGUAUGAGUACACGCACGGUGCUCAAGCCCGGUGGUUUUUAAGUGGACGUAGAGAGGGCUGGUUGGGCUGUGAUAACCUGGACCGGGACACACACCUUGACUAAUUGCAGUAGCUGCUGUUUAGCUCCAGCAAAAUUUUUACGUGCGGAAAUAAGCCAGAAACCUGCAUUUUUAUGAGAAAUUUUCCAUUUUUGAAACAUUUGGAAAUAGUUUAAAAUGUUUAAAACAAUACAUAGACAAACAUGUGAGUGGUCCUCAUUCAGCCAGUGGGCUAGUGGCCUUUGGAGUAGAGCAGUGGUUCACCAAGUAUAGAUUUUGACCAGCAGCGUCAGCAUUGCUUGAGAAUGUGUGAGAAAUGGAAAUCCAUCCCUUUUGGGUCCAGAGCUUGCGGGGGUGAAGUCCAGCAAAAACUCUUUAGAGAUUCUGAUGCAAUCUAAAACCCACCCCCAGAGAACACUGUAAUAGAGUAUUCUGGAGCCUAACAUGGUACCUAAAUCAUACUAGAUUCUCAAAAAUUUUUGUUGAAGAGUAGGUGAGGGUAAAUUGAGGGAUAUCAGUAUGGAAGUUGGAAGCUGAUUGGUACCAGAUUAUGGAUUACAUUAAAUGCUGUUUUUAAGGAAUCAAAUGUAUGAUGGAAAGCCAUGGAAGGCUUUUGACGAGGGGCAUAUGAUUUAAUGUCAUAAUAGCAGCAUUUCAGGGUGGGCAUUGUAGUGAGGGGAAAUUAAAUCUAAAAUUUAGGUUAUGGCUAUAGGAAAAGAAAGAAUAAAAAUAAAAUGGCCUCUAUGGUACUGUAGUAGCUUGUUGACUGCUUAAUUUCAUUGGCAUUUUAUAUCUGCUAUAAAAAGGUUAGAUAUUUUAUUAUAAAAAGCCUUGAAUGUAUGAUAUGAUAUAUCUUUUUGACAAUUUCGGCUUCUUUAUGCUGUGACUUUUCUUUCAGUCUGAUGAAUCUUAUAAUUCUUACUUAGGUGAUGUUUUUACAAUAUAAAUCUAGUAAAUCUUUACUGUAGUAAGCUUUAACUUUUUGAAAUUAUUGAGAACAAAUGACCAUACAAAAUGUAAUUCAUAUUACAAUCUUAGCAUGGUACUACUCAGAAUUGUUAAUGAAUGUUCAGUUUGAAUGCUGACUUUGUAUAGCUAAGUCAGUUUUCCAAGUAUUUUCUGUGGAACAUUAAUUCUGUGAGAUGUUUUUAGGAAAGUUAUGUGUUCAAAAAAGUACAGCAUACAUCUUUUGGUGGCUAGGGUCUAAAAUAAGUGUGGAAGGUAAAAAAAUGUACACUAUACAAAAUUGUCCUUGAAAAUUUUUUUGCUGUCCAGAAAAUAGUGUAAACAUAGUCUAUUACAGUCAUAUUUUUCUCCAAGCGUUUAAGAUUGUUGUUUCGUUGCCUGUGUCAGGUAACAAAUUUGUUAGCAUUUAGGGACUGAGUAGAAUAAAAAAAUCUUAUUUUUUCAUAUUUUUAAACACUCGAAUUACAGCCACUGCAGUGAUUUUUCUGCAGCAGUUUUUCUGAGUCAAUCUUGUUUUGAUAUUAAUUGGCAAAAAUUAACAUGCAUGUGAUUCUGCUUCAUUUUCGUUGCUCCACCUCCCACACAUGCAACUGUAAUUAGCAUAGUAUCGUUUAUGAGAAUUCUUGUACAAAGAAGGACUUAUUUGACCAUUGAACUCUUUGGAGUCUAUUUGUUAUUAUCUUACAGAGUAUCUUAGGGAAAUUCUGAGCUAAAGGUUUUUUUUGUUUUGAGUGAAGUACAGUCAGUUACAGUGUGUCAGUUUCUCGUGUACAGCACAAUGUCCCAGUCAUGCAUAUAUAUAUGUAUAUUCGUUUUCAUAUUCUUUGUCAUUAAAGGUUAUUAUAAAAUAUUGAAUAUAGUUCCCUGUGCCAUACAGAAGAAACUUUUUUUUGAUCUAUUUUUAUAUAUAGUGGCUAACAUUUGCAAAUCUAUAAAGUUUUUUUCUUUUUGUAUUGAGACUUUUUUGAGUUUCUGACUACUUACCAACGUACAUUAGCAGUUUUUACUGAGGACAGUUUUCACUAAGGGGACUAUACAGGGACAAAUUCUGAUAGUACCAAUGGAAUACAGCUGAAGUCACCAGACGUCCUAUGUACUGUAGAGAACUCUUUGGGGCUGUGAGCUUUACUUACAAAAUGUAAUGCUGGGAAGACAUAGAAAAGUGUGAUUUUAUUUUAAAAAUGUAGACUUGGUUCUGUAGAAAUACAUUAAAUUUGAAAAAUAUACUAAGUCAAAAGACUAUUUCAUCCAACAUAUUAGUAAUUUAGUUAGUGAAUAGGCUGUUCUUGCCACUUUCUUGUCUUUUCUUAUCCAUCUAAUCUUAAGUGGGUACAUUGUUUUUUUACAACUUACAAUUUUUGCAACCUAGGUAUGAUUUAUAAUAGCAUCCUGAUAAAGUUAAUGAUGCUCUUUCAUUUCUAAUAAGUGCUAGAUUUCUUAAAAUAUUCAAAUUAAAUACUUUUCUUUUGUGUAUAAUGAGACAUCAACUUGGUGUUAUUAAGAUUCACUCUACCCUAUUGCAUCUUAUGUGAAAAUGUUUAAAAUAUCAGUUAUUUUCCAUGUGCCUUCUUUUAAAAUAAUGUCAAAUUUUAAGUAGAUAUGUUUAGAUAAUUGAGCAUGGUAAGUUGUAAUUAAUAUAUCCUGUAGAUGAUAGUGGUUAAAUGCUUUGUCAUUACAUGUUCUUUUAAAUGCAAGGUAAUACAUUGUACUGAUUUGUGUUCUCUUUUUUGUGCCAUGAAACAAAAAGUUCAGUACUAUAGAGGUAAAAUUCUUUGAUGAGGCAUAAUUGAAAUGUUUCUUUAGAUGACUGUACUAUAAUAGAUGCCAAAUGUACCAUGCCUAAAUUUCAUAAUAUAUUUUUUUCAAAUGUUAAGAUCCACAGAUUCUCAAAAUCAAUUAAAUAUUUGAUGGUGACUUUGAUUGUAAAUAAUUAAAAAUAAUUAGGUGAAAUAUGGUUGCAAUUCUUAAAUACAAAAGAGUAAAUUCUUAAAAUAUGCAACCUACUUAAACAUUGACAGUCAUGCUAGAUCUUUGUAUAUAAUUUUGAGAAAUUGGUUCAGUGUUUUUUAUAUCUGUUUCAUUAAAAGUAGCAGCUAUAAUUUGAAUUUGUUAUUUAUUUUUAGUUUUCAGUUCAUUUGUAAAUAGUAGAAAAGCAAAGUAAAUAAAGAAAAAUAGAAAUACCAUUCAAGUUAGUUCAAACAAUUUAAACUAAAAUGGAUGUAUUGUUAGACUUACACUUUGUUAGAUCUUUUGUGAUUUUAAAAUUAUGUGUGAAUUCACCUCUGUUACAAAGAUUAAGAAACCCUUCAAAUAUACAGAAAAAGUUAAAAACUUCAACUUUUCUGUAAACAUCACAUGCCUACCACCUACAUUCUACAUUUAAUGUUUUGUUAUAUUUGUUUUAUAACAUUUUUAUUCACCUAUCCAGCCAUUCAUUUUUUAAAAGAAAACAAUUAUUUUUAAAAAGUUGCAGAAUUAAAGUAUUUUUCCCUUAAAACUUUAACAUGAGUAUUAUGAACUGGGGUUCAAUAUUUAUUUGUGGGUGUGGUUUUUUUUAAGUAAGAUUUGCCAACAGUGAACUGCACUAAUCUUAAAUGUACCAUUUGAUGAGUUUUGACAAGUGACUACACCUGUGUAGCUUAAAUUCCCAUCAAGAUUUAGAAUAUUAUCAUCACCCCAAAAAGUUCUCUUUUGCCCCUUCCUAAUCAAUCCCCUGGCACCUCAGGCAACCACUGUUCUAACUUUUAAAAAACCACAGGUAAAUUUGGCCUGUUCAAGAACCUAAUAUAAUUGAAGUCAUACAGUAUGGACUGUUUGUUUCUGUUUUCUUUCACCCAUCUUAAUGUUUUUAAUAUUCAUCCACUCUCUUAUCAGUAGUUCAUCAUUGCUUUUUGUUGCUGAGUAGUAUUCCAUUUAAUAGAUAUACCAUUUGUUUAUCCAUUAUCUUUUGAUGGACUUCUGGGCUAUUUCCAGAUUUUAGCUAUUAUGUAUAUUCUUGUGUAAAUUUGUUAUAGACUUAAAUGCUGGAUUAGGGAAGAUAUAUGUUUAAAUCUUUAAGAAACUGCCAGACCUUUUCUCAAAUUGAUUGUAUCAUUUUACACUUUGAUCAACAGUGUAUGACUUUUAAAAUAAAGCUUUGCAUGUUCAUUGAUUGGAAUAUCAGAAUUGAAAUUGGUGAAUAACUUUUCUGAUAUUUAAAUAAAUUAAAAAUGCUAGGCAGAUAGUUUGGAUAUCUGGAAUAUUGUAGUUUUAUUGAUUUUUUUCUAUUUAGCACUUACUUGCAUGUAUGCUUUGAUAUAAGAUAUUGAGAAAUAUGAUGAAAUGUGUAGUCCCUGCAAUGCUCUUAAAAUAUACUGAAAAUGACCUUUAAUGCAAAGAAAUAUCUUCUAGGUUUAUUUUAUGCAUAAUGAUACUUGUACUUAGUUGACAUUCAAUUUCCCUUAUUAGAUAAAGAAAACUAUGGAUGAUUACCAGUUUGAAGGAGUUUGUAUAGUAAUGUUUAUAUA
Messenger RNA from Camelus dromedarius (Arabian camel), 7063 nucleotides. RefSeq names its product fibrinogen silencer binding protein (gene FSBP). Gene Ontology annotation, cellular component: nucleus. Lineage: Eukaryota; Metazoa; Chordata; Mammalia; Artiodactyla; Camelidae. The coding region runs from base 240 to 1139 and encodes 299 amino acids. The transcript is spliced from 2 exons. The record is from RefSeq and is a predicted model, not a curated record.